Molecule: messenger RNA, 1776 nt
Organism: Akanthomyces muscarius
Lineage: Eukaryota; Fungi; Ascomycota; Sordariomycetes; Hypocreales; Cordycipitaceae
Exons: 3
Coding region: 1-1776 (591 amino acids)
Biological process (GO): transmembrane transport
Molecular function (GO): transmembrane transporter activity
Source: RefSeq, a predicted model, not a curated record
AUGGCACUAAUCCGCAGAUUCCGCAAUCUCAUCGGAACAAAGGCUGAUGUUGAGACCGAGGACCCAAAUGCCGUUUCCACCACGGCAGAAAAGGAACCGGUGCAUAGCGCAAACGAGCUCACCAAGGACGAGGAGAAGCCGAGUGAAGACGCCCAGAAUGGUGUUGAGAAGAUCGAGGCCGUGACUCUGGCUUGGAGCAGAAGCUCACUCUACUUGGUUUUGGUGCUGAUCUGGUUCCUUACCCUGGCCAACAACAUGAAGAGCGUCACCAUCGGGGCCCUUACACCCUUUGCGACCAGUGACUUUGCGGCGUCCUCGCUACUCACAGUUAUUCAGAUUGUGGCCGGCAGCAUGGGGAGCGCCGUCUACAUUCCCAUGGCCAAGGCGCUCGAUCUCUGGGGACGCGCAGAAGGUUUCCUGCUCAUGAUGUCGCUGGCCGUCCUGGGCAUCAUCGUCCUGGCGUCCUCCCAGAGCCUGCCCACGUACUGCGCCGGAUACGUCUUUUACGCGGUCGGGUUCAACGGCCUCAGCUAUAGCUGGGACGUCCUGGCGGCCGACGUGACCAACCUGCGGAAUCGAGGGCUGGCCUUUGCCUUCACCUCGUCCCCCGCGCUCAUCUCCGCCUUUGCCGGCCCCAACAUUGCCUCCGAGUUCAUCAAAAAGGUCAACUGGCGAUGGGGCUAUGGCUGCUGGGCAGUUGUCGUGCCGGUGUUCGCGCUGCCAAUCUAUCUUUUGCUCGCUUGGAACUUGCGCAAAGCGAAGAAACAGGGCAUCAUUACAGAGAGAAGGACCAGCCGAAAGAUCAACCUGCAAAACAUAUGGUGGUUCAUGACCGAGUUUGACCUGCUCGGUGUGUUUCUCUUCGCUGGCGGACUCGUCGUCUUUCUGCUCCCCUUCACUCUAGCUCGGACCGCUCCUCAGGGCUGGUCCACCCCGUACAUCAUUGCCAUGAUUGUAGUUGGCUUUGUUGUCCUGGUGAUGUUUGCGCUCUGGGAGUGCCUUGUCGCACCGGUGCCGUUUAUGAGCAAAAGGUUCCUCGGCGACCGCACUAUUCUCGGUGCCUGCCUGCUCAACAUGACCUACCAAAUCUCCUACUACUGCUACGCCAGCUACCUUCAGCCGUUCCUGAUGGUAGUGUACAACGUCGACCUACCCACCGCAGGCUACGUCGCCAACACCUUUAGCGCAUGCGCAUUCAUCUUCCUCUUCCUCACAGGCUGGCUCAUUCGCUGGACUGGUCGCUUCAAGUGGAUUUUGUGGGUUUGCGUCCCCCUUUACAUCUUUGGUCUGGGGCUCAUGAUUCACUUUCGCCAACCUGGAGGCUACAUUGGCUACAUUGUCAUGUGUGAGGUUUUCUUCUCAGCCUCUGGGAGCGUCUUCAUCCUUUGCUGCCAGCUCGCCGUGCUUUCUGUCGUGGACCAUCAGCAUGUUGCGUCCGCAUUCUCCCUCUUGUUUUCCAUGGGUGGCAUAGGCGGUGCACUUGGCAGUGCCAUCUCGGGCGCGAUCUGGACAAACACAUUCUACCCACAGCUAGAGAAGAACUUGCCCGCGUCCGAACUGCCGAACCUUGUGACCAUCUAUUCGACUUAUACCGCGCAGCUUGCUUAUCCGUGGGGCAGCCCUACGCGUGAUGCCAUUGUCAAGUCGUACGGCUAUGCCCAACCUAGGAUGCUGGCUGCCGGUACGGCAUUCAUGGUUCUGGGUUUUGUUUGGGUCGGAAUGAUUAAAAAUAUCAAUGUCAAGAAGAUGAGUCAGACAAAGGGUAAUGUGCUGUAG